AUGGUACUCGGGUCAGUGAAAAAAUUAGACUUAAGAAUUGAAAGUUGGGAAGAUGUGCCAAGCAUACAAUUACUCAUUUCAUCUGUUAAGCCUGAUUGGCCGCUUGACAAACUUCAAUAUAAACUAUUUAAUGAAGGAACGUCAAAUGUUCUUUUUGUUGUUUAUCUCAACACACCCCUCUCUCCCGACAACUGCGUUUUGGUUCGCAUUUUUGGCCAUCAGACAGAACUAUAUAUUGAUAGAGACAAAGAAGCUAUUUAUCUAUGGAUAUUAAACCAGAUCCAUUUUGCCAGUGAGGUUUAUGCCAAAUUCCUCAACGGAAUCUGCUACGGUUAUCUGCCUGGUUCAACAGUGAACUAUGAUAUUCUUUCCGAUCCACAUUAUUAUAAGAUGGUUGCAGAAAAGGUGGCAGAAUUACAUACUUUGCCAAUUGGCGAAUUCACAGAACAGCACUUUAAUGACGUCGGAUUCCUAUUUGAUAGUAGUCCAUGCGUCCUUAAUUCCACAUUAAAGCUUAUCAGCCUAAUUUCGGACGGCCUCUUAGAUAAAGUAAUUUCUAACGGCUCGGGUGACAAUGAUAACUUUGCCAACAGUCACAAUCAGUUCCCACCAAAAGAAUAUCUGAUUGAAGAAGUUUUGUUUCUUCGGAAACUGCUAGCUAAUGCCAAAUCCCCAGUUCGAUUUUGUCACAAUGAUCUCUUAUUCGGAAAUAUCGUCAUGUCUCCCAAUAAUGACGAUGUUCAUUUCAUAGACUUUGAGUACUGUGGACACAAUAAUGUCUGCUACGAAAUAGCAAAUCACUUUUGUGAGUAUUGUGGAAUGGUCGAUCAUGAUCCUUCAAAAUACCCCUCCCGAGAAAUACAGAGAGACUGGGUCAGAGCAUACCUUCAAGCUUUUAAAACACGCUCUGGUGACUCUGGGAGCGUUUGUUCAGAAGAAGUAGAGGAGUGGCUAGAUGAAAUUGGCAAUUUUACCAUGGUAAGUUGA
This is a messenger RNA of Rodentolepis nana, 987 nucleotides long. Lineage: Eukaryota; Metazoa; Platyhelminthes; Cestoda; Cyclophyllidea; Hymenolepididae. The record is from the annotation of a GenBank genome assembly.